Apodemus sylvaticus (European woodmouse) is the source of this 9682-nucleotide messenger RNA. RefSeq names its product SUMO specific peptidase 6 (gene Senp6). Gene Ontology annotation, cellular component: nucleus; cytoplasm. Bases 673 to 4083 code for a protein of 1136 amino acids. The record is from RefSeq and is a predicted model, not a curated record. Gene Ontology annotation, biological process: regulation of spindle assembly; regulation of kinetochore assembly; protein desumoylation. Gene Ontology annotation, molecular function: SUMO-specific endopeptidase activity. The transcript has 24 exons. NCBI's taxonomy places the organism in Eukaryota, Metazoa, Chordata, Mammalia, Rodentia, Muridae.
GGGGCGGGCCCGGAGCCCGGUGGGGGAGGAGCGGCGGCGGGGCUGCUGUGGCGACCGACGCGCGGCGGUGUCGGAGACCCACCCCCGUCCACAUGGACAGUCGCCGAGGCCUGGACUGAUGCUCUGACGCCUGGGCGGGGUGGGCGGGCGGCGGCGGCCACUGCUGGAGCAGCGAGGGGUCGCGGGCGCCUGACGGUCGCGGAGCUCUCGCUCGGCUCGGCGCUGCGGCCAUUUUACGGCCCGGGACGCAGGAGGCGUGUGAGCGUUCGCUUCGUUCUCCGUCCUCCGGGGCCAGCGGCGGAGCGGGGCGGAGCGGGGCGGAGCGGGGCGGAGCGGAGCGGAGCUUCUCGGAGGCCGGCGCGGGCGGUGGAUGGGGAGCCGUGUGCCGAGGGGAGCCGCGCCCGGGAAGCGCCGCCGCCGCCGCUCACGGUUCCCGGUAGGCGCCUGAGGAGGAGCAGCCCAGGCCGUGGGCCUCACCGCCUCCCGUCAGCCCCGCGACAGGCCCGCUUUUGUGUGGGGGUCCGGCCGGCGGGGAGCGCCCCUCGCGGACGGUCGCGCCCGAGGCCCGCCACCCUGCGGCUGCUACCCUCCCGACGCGCGGCCCCCAUUCCCCGCGAGCACCGCGGCGGUGCCGGCCAUGGAGUAAGAAGGAGGCGGCGUGGGAGGAGGAAGAUGGCGGCGGGCAAGAGCGGCGGCAGCGCUGGGGGUGUUUUCCUGAAAGCUUUGGCUAGAUCAGAAUCUAAGAGGGAUGGAGGCUUUAAAAAUAAUUGGAGCUUUGAUCAUGAAGAAGAAAGUGAAGGAGACACAGAGAAAGAUGGGGCAAAUCUACUCAGUGUAGAAGAUGAGGAUUCUGAAACCUCAAAAGGAAAAAAGUUAAAUCGGAGAUCUGAAAUUGUUGCUACUGGUUCUAGUGAUUUCAUCUUGAAGACUUAUGUAAGGCGGAAUAAGACGGACGGCUUUAAAGCUUUGAAAGGCAACGCAAUUGGACUUAACAUGUUAAGCAACAAUAAGAAAUUGAGUGAAAAUACACAAGCUACAGCAUUCUGUUCUGGAACUGUAGUUCAUGGUAGACGCUUCCAUCAUGCUCAUGUACAGAUGCCAGGCAUCAAAACAGCAGCUCAGAGCAAUCAGGACCGAAAAGAAAGGAAAGAAUACCCACCCCAUGUCCACAAAGCUGAAAACAGCCCUAUAAUGUUAAGUCCUGGCCAAGGUGGAGACCAUAUAAUAAAGAAAACUGAAGAGUUGGAAUCAUAUGUAGAGCCUGAAAUUAAGAGGAAAGUACAGCAGAAAAGGCACUGUAGCACUUACCAGCUUUCUCCUAUGUCCCCUGCCUCCAAGAAGUGUUUGACCCACUUAGAGGUUUCUGAGCAGCGUGAAUGUUGCCCAAAAUGUGGAAAAGAAAAAGAAAAUCAGACCAAAUGCCAAAGUUGUGGUAUUGUUUUUCAUAAUGAUUUGCAAAGAAAUUGCCGACAAGCCGUAACUUUGAAUGAAUCUGCUGGACCAUUGCUAAGAACAUCAAUUCAUCAGAACUCUGGAGGACAGAAAUCACAAAACACAGGAUUAACAGCUAAGAAAUUUUAUGGGAACAGUGUGGACAAGAUUCCAGUUGAUAUUUUGGUCACCUGUGAUGGUAGCAGACAUAAUUACAUACAGACUAAUGGGAAAGUCAUUUUACCUGGAGGAAAAAUCCCUAAACUCACAAACCCAAAAGAGCAAAAGACAAGCGUGUCAGAUUUAAACGAUCCGAUCAUUUUGUCCAGUGAUGAUGACGACGAUGACGACAGGACUAAGAGAAGAGAGAGCACAUCCCCGCAGCCUGCCGACUCAGCAUGCUCCUCCCCAGCACCGUCUACGGGAAAAGUCGAAGCAGCACUAAAUGCAAAUACCUGCAGAACAGAGCAGGAAUCUAGAAGCAAUCCAGCUGAGUCAGAGUUAAAUACCAUCGUCAUACCAAGAAAAGCAAGAAUGAAGGACCAGCUUGGUAAUUCCAUCAGCACACCUCUAAAACGUCGUAAAGUGAACACUCAUGGAACUUUAACUCACACUAUGUCUUUAAGCUGCCAAAACUUUGAAAGUGUCAUUUUAAACUGCCGAAGUAUACGAGUUGGAACACUCUUCCGACUGUUGGUAGAGCCUGUAAUUUUUUCUUUAGAGUCAAUCAAGAUACAUCUAGAUGGACCAGAAAGUGAUCCUAUAGAGAUUAUUUUAAAUACCUCUGAUCUAAUUAAAUGUGAAUGGUGUAAUGUCCGGAAAUUACCAGUAGUGUUUCUCCAGGCAAUACCAGCAGUAUAUCAGAAGCUGAGCAUGCAGCUACAGAUGUGUAAAGAAGAUAAAGUUUGGAAUGAUUGUAAAGGAAUAAACAGGAUAACAAGUUUAGAAGAACAGUACAUUAUUUUAAUUUUUCAAACUGGCCUUGAUCAUCAGGCAGAUGUGGUCUUUGAAAGUAUCAUUACUGACAUUGGUAUAAGGAAUAAUGUUUCCAACUUUUUUGCAAAAAUUCCUUUUGAAGAAGCCAAUAGCAGACUUGUUGCCUGUACAAGAAGCUAUGAAGAGAGCAUCAAAGGAAACUGUGCGCAAAAAGAGAACAAAGUGAAAACUGUGUCCUUUGAAUCUAAAAUACAACUUAGAAGCAAACAAGAAUUGCAGUUUUUUGAUGAUGAGGAAGAAGGCGGAGAGAGCCAUACGAUCUUCAUUGGCCCUGUAGAAAAGUUGAUAGUAUACCCCCCACCUCCAGCUAAGGGAGGCAUCUCUGUUACUAACGAGGACCUGCACUGUCUAAGCGAAGGAGAGUUUUUAAAUGAUGUCAUUAUCGACUUUUAUUUGAAAUACUUGGUGCUUGAAAAAUUGAAGAAAGAAGAAGCUGAUCGAAUUCAUAUAUUCAGUUCUUUUUUCUAUAAACGCCUUAAUCAGAGAGAGAGGAGAAAUUCUGAGACAACUAAUUUGUCGAUACAACAAAAACGGCAUGGGAGAGUAAAAACGUGGACCCGGCAUGUAGAUAUUUUUGAGAAGGAUUUUAUUUUUGUACCCCUUAAUGAAGCUGCACAUUGGUUUUUGGCUGUUGUUUGUUUCCCUGGUUUGGAAAAACCAAAAUAUGAACCUAAUCCUCAUUACCAUGAAAAUGCAGUCAUGCAAAAACCUUUAAGUGGAGAGGACAGUUCUGUUUCUUCUGCCAGUGAGAUGGACGCUUGUUCACAGAGCUCGGCUGCCAAGCCCGUGAUUAGGAAGAUGGUAAAUAGAAAGCAUUGCUUAGCUGUCCCUGACUCUAGUGCUGCCCAGGAAGAAAGGGAGCCUGGGUCCCGGAGAGGCGCGUACAGUGUGACAUGUACUGUGAAAAAUAAAAGUCAUGCUGUCAAUGAAAAUGAAGAACCAAGUAACGGAGAAUCUGCGUGCCAGGACAUCUCUGAUAGAACGCAAAGUGAGAACGGCCUCCAGGAUGCAUGCUUCAAUUCUGCACAUCAUCCCGAUGCCUUAAGCAAAAUCAGACUAAGCUAUGGGGAUCAGUCAGCGGACGGUGGGAAGCUGCUAGAGGAUGGGCUCAUCGACUUCUCGGAAGACCAGGACGACCCGGAUGAUAGCAGCGAUGACGGGCUCCUGGCCGAGGAGAACUACAGCUCAGAAAUAGGGCAGUGGCAUUUAAAGCCCACUGUCUGUAAACAACCUUGUAUCCUACUAAUGGACUCACUCAGAGGCCCUUCUCGGUCAAAUGUUGUCAAAAUUCUAAGAGAGUAUUUAGAAGUGGAAUGGGAGGUUAAAAAAGGAAGCAAAAGAAGUUUUUCCAAAGAUGUUAUGAAAGGGUCCAACCCAAAAGUCCCACAGCAGAACAACUUCAGUGACUGCGGUGUAUAUGUACUACAGUAUGUAGAGAGCUUUUUUGAGAAUCCAAUACUAAAUUUUGAGCUCCCUAUGAAUUUGGUGAACUGGUUUCCACCCCCUAGAAUGAAAACAAAAAGAGAAGAAAUCCGAAACAUAAUUUUGAAGCUGCAGGAGUCGCAAAGUAAAGAGAAGAGGCUGCUGAAGGACUCCUCAGCAGAGACGUCCGCAGGGGACGGAGCGGAGCAGUACGCCAGCAGUGUCUCAGAGUGAUGGAGGCUGGCCAAGGGCUCCCUUCCCCUGACAGCAUCCACUUCCGGAUGUGGACUGUAAAGAGCCGGAGUGCUCACUACUCAGAGACUUGGUGAUAACGCCUGUAAAAAUGUCAUAAGUGAUUUCCAAAGGAGUGUGUAUUAAGUAAAAGUUUGUAAAUAUGUUAAUGAGGCCAACUUUUCCAACAUUUAUAAUUAUUUUUUUCACUUUUAGGAAGCCUUUGUUAUGUAUUUUCUGUUAAUAGUACUAAAACUGCAACUUCUAAACACAAAUAAAUAAAAUAUUUAUAGGAGGAAAUGAUUAAUUUGAUAUUCUUUAGUGAACUUGCAUAAUUCCUCAGUGUGAUUUUAUUUCAUGGGAACAGAAGUAUCUUAUGGUUUUUUUUUUAGCCUUUGCCCUAAAAUACUCAAAAAUGUGAAAAUAUAAUUGUCGAAGACAUUUAAACUAGAAAUGCAUCUUUAUAUGCUUGCAUAGGAAGAAAAAUUAAUAUCUUUUCAAUUCAUGCUCUUUCAUCUGUUCAGAGAGCCCCCAAAGUAUAACUAUUUAUAAUUUUACACAAAUACUUAAACACCUUUAAGAGCAAUCAAAGACAAUGCACCUUGACUCCUGCUAGUGACGUGCCCUGCACCAGCACCCCCUUGGCGACUCAGGUGCACGCCCUGCUGGCACGUGCAACUGGAAUCUCAACUAUCCAAUAUUCCCUCCACAGUUCCUCAUUCAGUGUGCUGCAGCCUGAAGGACAGAACGAGUGAGGGAACGCCUUUAAUCUGUGCGAACACGGGGAUUUCAAAUAGGAAUUUAUUUUCCAUAUCUUCUUAUUUUUCAUUAUUUUAUUCUCAUUGUUUUGAAAAAGUACCAGACUUUUUACUUGAGUUUUUCUGAGUAACCUAUUUUAAAAUGCAAACAUAGUCUCUUUAAUUGAGUAGCGCAGCAAAAGCUCUCUGACUUUCAGUUUUCUAUCUGAGAAAAUGUGGGGCUGGCCCUAUAGUUCAGUGAUGGAGUACAGGUUUAGCAAGCCGGAGGGAGGCCCUUGCUUUAAUCCCAUGUAGCAAAUAAAUUGCAAAAAUGUGGAGCUUUUGAUGCUACAUUUGUAAUUCAUGUAGAGUUCUAACUUGUUUGUGUGUGUGUGUAGAAACUAUUAUUUUCUCAAUGAAUGGUAUAUAUUUUGAGUUAAGUGUAAGACUUAAAAUAUGUAUUUUAAGCCAUUUUUGUUGGUGAAUUUUUAAAUGCUCGUACAACAACAAAAAGUUAAGAAUAAAAGGCCAUUUUGUCGGCAGAUACUUUAGUUUUAAUGUGACCAUCUCUGGCACCGUGAGCCACAAUUUAGACUGUUAAUAGGUUCGGUAAAGUAUUGGGGAAGGUUUUAAGGGGGUGAGAUUAUUAACAAAAGCUUGACUCUAGUGACAACUGAAUUUAAUGUACGGAGGUCACCUUAGUGCUAUCAGUCAUGUGUUUUCUUUUUUUACUUUGACCUAUCUUUCUAUCUUCUGAUUAUUAUUAUUAUUUUUUUAGUAAGACUUUAUAGCUGCUAGGUCAUAUAAUUAGCUCAGAAAUGUUUUCUAAUUUAAUUUAGUUAGAUUUUAAUUUGAUUAGAAAAGUUUUCUAACUUUAUUUCUCACUGAAAAUGCCAACAUGCUUUUCUUCUCUACUGAAGUUAAGACCAAGAAAAAGGAAUUUUAAAAAACUUAAUAGAAUAAACAAGAUUGGCAAACUUUAUCUUUACGAUAAAGAUCUUUAUUUUGCCAAAAUUCUAGGAUACUGGAAUAGUUACUGUAAAGACAAGGUGCACACCAGUUAAUAAAUAACAGCUGCUCAAGGGGCUGAGGAGCCUGGCAGUUGAAGGUUAGCCCAAAAUAUGGUGAGACACCGUCUCAGACAAAACAAAGUAUUUUAAAAUGCUUGUGGUGUUUUUGUUUGAUUCUUGGUAGCUAUAUUUUAUAGUUUUAGAUAACUUUUGAUUUUGUUCCCUGAGCUAAUUCUGGUCAAUAAUUUCAAUAUGAAAAAUAGGGACUGCUGUGUGUCAACUUUCUAGAGGUAGAACCCUUAGCUCUUGAGUGGUUUUUGUUCCACCCCUGUAAAGCUUUUUACUUCUGCUGGUUAUGUAAUGCCCUUGCAAUAUGCACAUUGAAAUCUUUGGAACUUUGAGGUUAUACUGCAGAACUAGACAAGAUCUUUUAGAGAGGUGCAUUUGCUUGAUAAUUGUGUCCUCUGGUUCUUUUAUUAAUAGUUUAAAGUGGAGAUCUCCCUUUAAAGUGUGUGAUUAGUGCAAACUAUGAGACAGAAGUUUGCAGUCAGAAGCCUGUCACUUGACACCAGAACUGCAUGAGGCUAUCUGGUGACUUCAUUAAUUAGAUAGAGCUGCUGUAUUGGUUUUCUUGUUGGAUAGAAUAACAGUUAAUCAUUUUUAGAAGAGUUUUAGAUUACUUGACAUAAAAUUUGUAUGUGCCUGAGCUCCUGUUAGUUUAGGAGCAAAGGAACUGUUAACUGGUCUCAUCCCUUUGGCGUCACUGACUUCAGACAGCCGAGAACCUGACUGGGUCAGCUCCGCCCAAAUCUGAAACAGUUAGCUGUUCUUUGCAUGUAGCUUGUGGCUAAUUGAGUCGAUUAAAUGUGGAAGGUUUUAUUUGAAAGCAAAAAGAAAAUGGUUUGCAUUGUGUUUUGUCUUUAAAAUGAAUUCAGUAUUUUUCUCCAAAAAGCCUAUUUGUAGUCCCUGACGACUGUCAAGAUAGAAAGUACUUCAAAAUUACUCUUAAGACUAAUUUUGCUGAGUGUUUUAAUCAGGAGUUGGUGGAAUAAACUAUAGGAAAGAGCUUUUUAAGUGAUAGUUAUCAAUUAAAAAGUGGUAGUGUGGUGUUUGUCUAGAGCAAAAAGACAUCAGAACUGCUCUGUGCAGUGAGGACAGGAGGUAGAAGUUUACCAGGAGGGCAAACUGGAGACUAGAAAUUCACGUCCAGACAGAUUUCUCCACUGGACUUCUCAGUCUGCUUGUUGUGUGGUAAUUAAUAUGCAGAAUUAUUAAGUAAAAGCUCAAACCACCAUAAACUGUUGGGCCAUAUCUUCUGUUCCCAGAUCAAGUAGAGUGAACUAACCUUUACAAGAAGAUGAUUUUGAAACUGGUUUGAGGGUUUAAAAUUUUUUUUUCAACAGUUAUUUAGAAUUUUGAAAGUAACAUGCAGCCUGGUGGUAGUGGCACACGCCUGUAAUCUUAGCAUUCUGGGAGACAGAGACAGGCGGAUUUCUGAGUUUGAGGCCAGCCUGGUCUACAGGGUGAGUUCCAGGACAGCCAGGGAUAUACAGAGAAACCCUGUGUCGAAAAAAACAAAUCCAAAAAAAAAAAAAAAAAGGUAACAUGCAUUGGUAAAAUGAAGUUUUAUGAGAAGCUUUAAAAAACAACAUGAAAAUAACUUUUGCAAGGAAAAGGUUAUAAGUUAUUUUUUUUCACAUUAAUGAGUUUAUUUAGGGAAAAGAGAAUUGAUAACUUUUGUAAGGUUAUCAGAUCCCAACAAACAUGAAAGUAGAAAUUGUUUAAAAAUAGAAGUGAAUAGAAAGACUGUCUGGAGGUUCCUCCCGUUUCUCUGAACCUCCUAUUGCUAGGUUGAACUUCUUCCUCUGACUUCCACUCCAUCUUUUACAGUAGAACUAAAUAAUAGGGGCGCUUCAUACAUAAAGGCAUGGGCUUUGCUUUUUUUCUUUUUUUUUUCUUUUUUUUUUUUUUGUCAAAAUCUGUAAUUUUUUUCUCUUGUAAGUGGGAACAUAAUUUGAAUAUUUGAAAUAUUAAGCGUUCAGUGUUUUGAAAACCUACUAUGUAGCAGAGGACCCAGUAGUCACCAUGUUCCCACUUGACAGUGUGGUGGAGAUGCAUUAGUCAGCUUCACAGGUGAGUGCCAGGCAAAGGGUGUAUAAAGAUGGUAAUCUCCAGUUCUCAGCUUAGAGACUUCCUGAAGGGCUGAUAGUUGAGCCAUUGGGAAUAGUCUAGGGAGGAAGAGUAAAGUGUGAAGUAGAAAGAAAUGAUGCUUUUGCCUAAAGUGGUAUUUGCUUCAUUAAUAAAACAUAUACUAAGUGCUGGACGUGUUUAGAGCAUUUAAGAUGAAUGGAUUCAUUUCCUUAAAGAUCUUAGGAGAUUUGUGUACUGCUAGUACUUACAUUUUAUGAUUCAGAUAGGUCCAAAGAGAGUUUCUUGAAUUCACAGCAUUAAAGUCGCUAGGUUAACCUGUACUUGGUAAGAUUAGGUGAGUAAAAUACUGGUGAUUUUCUAGAGAUGCACUGUUGUAGAGUCUUCAUCUCUGAAGUGGGGUGUUAGGGAUUGCUCUGAAGUAUGCUAUUUUUAAAUGAUGUGUAAACAUUUGCAUCGUUUCUUAGAAUGCCUUACUUAAUACAGCCAAGUUCAGUGAAGUAGAAAGGGAGGAGGCUAGAUGCUAGUCAUGCAGGGCUUUGUGGCCACAUUGAAGAUCGUGAUUACUACUGUGAAAAGUUACGGAAGCAUUUCAGAACAGAGGAGUAGCACGAUCAGAUGUUAAUGCAGAGAAGAUCAUGGAUUAAUGAAAGCGGACCAGAAGGCGUGCAGUCUCGUAAUGCAGCUAUGAACUCCCAAAGUGAGGUGUAGAAUGACAUGCCUGUGUGGUAGGAAUGCUGGAAAGACACAGUGGUCCCAUCUGAAAUGUUCGUUUAGGAACACUCAACAAGAACACAAAAGGCUAUUCUUCAUCCCAGUCAGAACUUGUGCUGUUUCUUAAAUGAUUCAAAGGAAGCUCAAGAUUAUACUGCUUAAAAUAGAAAAAAAUGACUAAUAUUAGCCAUUACUAAUAUAAAAUAUGUUGUAGAUGCCAAAUCAUUUCUGAAACUCAUGACACUACCAAAGAGAGAAAGUGUUGAUUUUUUUUUUAAAAAAAAGCUAUUCUAUUUUUAAAUGUAAACUUCAUGAAAGGAAGAUGUAACAUUAGAAUAAAAUACCAGCAUUCCUUCCCAGAAAAGACGAGAUGGGUGUAACCUAAAAGUAACUCAUUGUUGAUGUACAAGAUGUCCAAACUUGAAGCUACCCCAGUGCUCGUAGAGUUCUACACUCCACUCCCUGUCCCUUUCUGUCAGCUGAUUGGGCCCAAGGAAAGAGCUAACACAGGGAACCAAAUGGGAAUUAGUGGAGCAGAUGUAGGUAUUGGGAAUUUAGGUUGAAAGUGGGCAAAUAAUUUGCAUAUUAGAAGAAAAGUGUGAAAAUGACAGUCUAAUAAAUCAUUUUAAGAUGAACUUUCUUAUUUUAACCUCUGAAAUAAGACUGUAUCUUAUCAAAUAAACUUGACUUUGUCUCAAAAUUAAUGGAAAGCCUGAAUACGAGUUGCCAAGCCUGGUCCCUGGUUACCGACUCUGGUGUACAGUAUAGUCCAGAACAUUACAGCCCUAAGAUUGCAGGCAAGAGUGCACUUGAGAACCACUGAUACGCAUGACUUCUUAGUAAUGUUGCAGGCAGUUGUGGAAGCCCCGAUGCACCGCUCAUCAUCCCCAUACUGGUGUGCUGACAUACUCUAUGAGCCUGUCUCCUAUCUGUAUUUUAUACCUGAACUGAAGCAUGUAAUUAAAGUUGUGAUUUUUUUUACUAUGCUCUGAA